CUUUUCCGAAGCCUCGGAGCCUGAAAAUCGGCCUCGACUUCGGUGAUGUCAAGCGCCCAAGUGUUGGGCUGGGGUUACAGCCAACCGUCAUGCCGCUCGGCCUGCUUCAAAACGGCAUUGCGCCCGCUUCCCUCCAGGCAUCCUUCGUCCAUUUCUCCCUGCUUCCGUGCAUUGUACAUCUCCGCCAUUUAAUUGCUUCUGACUGCUGUUUCGCAUUGCCCUUGUCUCUCCCCUGUUCAUCCGUCCUACUACUUGAACACCUUCUGCCCCUGGGCUGCUCUUUCCCACUCAACUUCUCAGAGCUGCGAAAUCUUCACUGGAUCCAUCCAUCACCAUCACCAUGUUGACGUAUGACAAGACUCCCAGCCUUUAUGGCUCGCAGCCUACUGCAAACACCAUGGCCCCCACUAUGCCUACCGCCAAUGGUGUGCAAGCUCCGCCGCACCACCGCCAUAUCUGGAUUGUCACCGGACCGGCUGGCUGCGGAAAGAGCACCGUCGCAAAAUACCUUGCUGGUAAAAUGAAGGCUCCUUACAUCGAGGGCGACGAGUUCCAUCCCAAGACAAACAUAGAAAAAAUGGCCGCCGGUAUUCCCCUCACGGAUGCGGAUAGGUGGGACUGGCUCAUCCUUCUCCGCGACCAAGCUGUUACCGAACUCGAAGCCGGUGCAGCCGGUGUCGUCGUGACCUGCAGUGCGCUGAAGAAAAAGUACCGCGAUGUUAUCCGCGUUGCUUCGUACAACGAUGCAAACGUACUUGUCCACUUCAUUUACCUCAAGGCGUCCGAGGAGCUGCUCCUCAAUAGGGUGCGCGCUCGUCCCGGUCAUUACAUGAAGGACAACAUGGUGCGCAGUCAGUUUGAGAGUCUGGAAGAGCCAAAUUCAGAAGAAAAGGACAAAGACGUUCUCUGCAUCGACGUCAGCGGAACCAUGGCCGAGGUGCAGGACUUGUCGCUCGGCGUUGUGCAAGAAGUUCUGAGGAGGGACAGAGCCCCGUCUGCUGCAUGAUGCCCGCGCAUCUUCCUUUACAUUUUCUUUCCUCGAAAACGAUUUUUGCAAGCAUGUUUUAGCGUUUGGUACGGCGCAUAGAGAAGCCAUCACUGGGAAUACCAAAAAGAGGCGCGUACAAAGAGGUGUCGGAGUUUGAUGCACGCUGGGUUUGGGUAUUCUGCGGCGUUUUGAAUUGGUCUCUUCACAUUCUAUAUACCUAGGCAGAUUAUGCUCAAUUCAAC
Molecule: messenger RNA, 1230 nt
Organism: Aplosporella prunicola CBS 121167
Lineage: Eukaryota; Fungi; Ascomycota; Dothideomycetes; Botryosphaeriales; Aplosporellaceae
Exons: 2
Coding region: 341-1006 (221 amino acids)
Cellular component (GO): cytoplasm
Molecular function (GO): gluconokinase activity
Source: RefSeq, a predicted model, not a curated record